AUGCUUGGCCGUUCAGCGCUGUCAAGUGCGGCCGAAUGUGGCCAUUCUUCUUUAGUGCAGUUGCUGCUUGAGGCAGGUGCUCAGAAGGAGUUGCGGGAAUGGGAAGGCAAGACAACACUAACCUUUGCGGCAGAGCAUGGUCACGAUGCAUGUGUGCAGAUACUCCUCGAUGCCGGGGCUCAGCAAGAUGCAAGAACCGGUGACCGCAGCACCGCCCUGAUGGCAGCAGCACGAGGCGGUCAUGCUGCGAUCGUGCAGUUGCUGCUGGGGGCUGGCGCUGGGAUGGAUUUGAUCGACAUCGAGAGCAAAACUGCGCUGAUGCAUGCAGCAUUCCACGGGCAUGCUGAAGUCGUGCAGUUGCUCUUGGAGGCCGGCGCUCAAAGGGAUCUGCGCGACUUCGACGGCGAGACCGCGCUGCACCACGCGGGGAUCACGACCAUCCGGCUUCCAGUCGUGAAGUUGCUCCUGGAAGCCGGGGCUGAUAAGCAUGUGCGAAACAAUGACGGCGAGACACCGCUGAUCCAAAGCCUGUUGGAAGCAUCUGAGGUGGAACAGCUCUGA
Symbiodinium sp. CCMP2592 is the source of this 561-nucleotide messenger RNA. NCBI's taxonomy places the organism in Eukaryota, Dinophyceae, Suessiales, Symbiodiniaceae. The record is from the annotation of a GenBank genome assembly.